AAAAUAUUCUGGCAACAUUGAAUAAGCAAAAGGGGUUUUGUUUAAUUUCGAUUCAAUUUUCAAAGAUUCAAGGCGGCUUCUGCUGCAGUUUUCUGCUUAAUUUGUCCCGUUGACGUUCCGAAUCGCUUUCUCAUUUAUUUCUUGGUGAAUGAAGUAAGGUUUCUGUUACAAUAACAAUGCCAUCAUCACCGAGGCGCAGAGCUCACAGGGAGAAACGCCGAGACAGGGAACGGAACAGAUCAACAGGCAGAGAACGACGGCGAUCUACCGAAAGAGAUAAAAGCCGAGAAAGGAGUCGAGAACGUCGAGAGCGGGACAGAGAAAGAGAACUACGACCACGUGAUUACAGGCGAAGAUCGAGAUCACGUUCAUACGACAGAGAUAAAGGUCGUGAUAAAUCUCCCCUACCAUCAUCUUCUAGGCGAAUGAACACAAAACCUAUCGUCUCCGAAGCUGAUCUUGAAGGAAAAUCACCAGAAGAACAGGAAAUGUUAAAAACAAUGGGAUUCUGUGGAUUUGAUUCAACCAAAGGUAAAAAAGUAGAAGGGAAUAAUGUUGGAGAAGUACAUGUUAUUUUAAAACGCAAGUAUCGUCAGUAUAUGAAUCGCAAAGGUGGUUUCAAUCGACCUCUCGAUUUUGUUGCUUAAAUUCAUAAGCGAGCUCAUCAUGACACUGCGUUCAAAUAAUUUUUAAAAUUAUCUAAACGUAAAUCGCUUAAUUUUGUCAGCUCUUUUUGUUCUCGUGCUUAAUUCAAUACUGUGCAUUUGCCGGUUAUAUUGUUAUUGAUAUUCCAUGGGUAUAUUAAAAGUGAUCCUUACUAUCAUAAAUCUCCUCCACAAAGUACAAUAGUCUUCACACAACAAACAAACGGGUUCCAUAUAACUGCAAUAGUCAUUUUCAUAUAUAUACACCUCAUUUACAAAAUUACCAUAACAAUGCAAUAGCCACCGAAGAACUGUAAAAUUCUCACGCCUGAAGUAAGUUCACUGCAAGCUACAAGAGUGCCUUAUUGUAGUGAAUGUCUAUUUUAUCGUUUUAUGUGCAUCAAUCUUAUACAAGUUCAGUAUUGUAUAUUGAAUUCUUGUUAUUUGAUCAGUUAAAUGCACAGGUAACAAUAAAAAUAGUUCUUCAACAUUGGGCGUGCGGUUUUACAUUUUCUUCGCAAAAAAACAACCAGACCUCAUAGCUUUUAUUCACCACAGUUAACAAUAGUAUCAAAAAACAGAAACUUUAAUAUACCUCAUAAAUUAAGUAUGUAUCCGUAAAAAACAAAGUUAGUAUGCGAAUUACACAUACUUAACGCUUUUUGUAACUAGGCAUGUAAGAUUACUGUUGGGUUUUGGUAUAUAAACAAAAAUGCUGAUACGCUGAGUGUAAACUUAUUGGUCUUAUUGGACGAUUUUGAAUUAUUGAAAUACAUCUAAUAACAGUUAUCAAUAGACUAUACCAACUGAGCGUUAAGUUUUUUUAGCGUGGAAAUUGUGUCAUCGCAAAAUUAAAUUAAUUUGUUUUCCGAAUCAUUCGAAAUCAUUCGUUUGCACUCAUUACGCGUGAUUUAAUAAUUAUAAUAAAAUAGCAACUCGGUAUUUCAAUUAUGUCUUUAAAUCUAAUGAAUGUAAUGUUUGACAUUGUUGUUCGGCAAAAUAUGAUGUAAAAAGAAAUUAUAAAUGAAUAGAACUUAAGUUGAUUACAUAUGAUGAAAUAAAUUUUGAAAACUUU
Molecule: messenger RNA, 1719 nt
Organism: Uranotaenia lowii
Lineage: Eukaryota; Metazoa; Arthropoda; Insecta; Diptera; Culicidae
Gene: ytr
Product: U4/U6.U5 small nuclear ribonucleoprotein 27 kDa protein
Exons: 4
Coding region: 177-647 (156 amino acids)
Biological process (GO): RNA splicing
Cellular component (GO): precatalytic spliceosome
Source: RefSeq, a predicted model, not a curated record